Messenger RNA from Rhodofomes roseus, 1155 nucleotides. RefSeq lists its product as uncharacterized. Lineage: Eukaryota; Fungi; Basidiomycota; Agaricomycetes; Polyporales; Fomitopsidaceae. The record is from RefSeq and is a predicted model, not a curated record. The transcript is spliced from 3 exons. Bases 291 to 977 code for a protein of 228 amino acids.
GGCCAAAUUCAUCGGGCUGAAUCCAUGGAGACUUCUGUGCCCGCUAGCCUCCUAACCCAUUAGACCGCGCCCAAGCGUGACACCACCCGCAGGGCAACAGCGACGAAAUCCUCCUGGGGUCUUUCUAGAGCAACUGCGAUGAUGGGCUUACUUCGCAUGCAGGUACUGUGAUGUAUAAAGCAAUAACCCCGCGCUAUUGAACCUUUAUGUCCGAGGCACAGAGUCUGACAUGUCUGGCUGCUGCAUGACCUACGUGCGCGCGGCCGAAAGGCGAACCUGCUAGCGACUGCAUGCGCUAUUCCCUCCAGAGACACCUCUGUUAUUGGUGCCAUCGCAGGCUAUCUCGGACCAUGCACGACACUUCAAUCAUGGCCACUCGUGACGCAACACGCAAAACAGACGCAAUAACCGCGCGCACUGACAAUCCAGGACUGUAUUCGGCGCCGCACAGAGAGCGUCGCGCACCGCAAAUUCACGUCAUCCGCACCCGUAGCCUCUGUGACAUCGAAGUGACCCUCCCGGACGGUACCUCCACCCAGGCCCUCCCGGAUCUACAAGAACCUCGCGCAGGAGCAUGGCGUCGGUCGCGAUGCCCAUUACGCCGCAUCAGCUCCUUCCAUCCGCCUCAGCCCCAGCCCCGGCCCCAGCCCCAGGCCCACUCGCGCUUCGCCAUCUCGAGGGCACUUCCCAAAGGCUUCUGCGUUGACGCAAACUCGAGCCCACGGUGGAGGCGAAGGCAGACGCGAAGCCCGCGCUCGGAGCGCGAAGCUCGCACAGCUGACCGCACGCAGGGGCGCCUCCCACGACUGAAUGCCAACUCUCUUUACCUGCCUGUACAGGGUGCGAACGCGCGAACCGGCGGCACCGCACGGGGGCGGUCAGGCGGUCGCAGUCGUGGUCGUGUGCACGCCCCCAGCCGUGUCCCGUUCUGCUCAGUGAUCUUCUUCUUGCCUUCCAUGCGCAGCAUCGCGAUUUGAGGGACGUGUCGAGGACGCUAUUUAGUUUUACGAAAUUGGAGGCUGCCUGAUUCGAGGGAGCAGUUCGAAUCGGCGGCUCAGAUCAUCAUUUACCAGGGAUCAACUGGCUGCGGUGUGACUUGCGAGAUCGCGGCGACCCCAAAAACAAAUUCUCAUAAUGAAAUCGUGCCUCAAGGUA